GCCACCAAUUGGUCUGUGCACGACACUGCAGUAGGAACCCAGAGUGCAUUAGUGCAGAUUGUGUACAGGGCUGUAGCUUAUGAGCGACGAGGAGGACACUGGAGAGGACGACCGAAGGAUUUUGCAAUCGGCUAGACGCCCAAUUGCCCACUUGGCAUUAGGACCAGAGGGCGACAGAUAUCUGUUCCGCCAGCUUAGGGAGAGGCAGCAGCAGCAGAGGAGGGCUAGAGCAGCAGAGGCUAGCAGGGCACUUGUGAGUGAGGCUGCAGCUUCGGAAGCCAUGGCCACUUCUGCGCAGCAGACUACUCAGGCCGGUAGUUCAGGGUCUGUCGGGUCAACGGUCGCGCAGACCCAGAGUCAGUCCGCUGGCGUAAUGGCGAGCCAGCCAUUAGUGUUGACAUCCGACGAGAUCGCCAUACAACAAGCAGCAUUGCAGGAGGCACAACUACAGAAGGCGUUAGGAGAUAUAAAAGCGGAGAAAGAAAGAAUGAUUAGAAGAAGAGCCAGGAUGCAACGGAGACAAGCGGACGUUAGUGAGUUAGAGGAGAUGGACCUGACGCACUUGACUGAUGAGGGAUAUGGUCAUGACUUCCGCUCUUGGGCAGCCCACCAAAAACUGGAGGACUUUCUCAAGAUGGUGGAGGAAAGGUGGCAUGAUCCUCAGGAGGCUCAAAAGGCCACUGACACGAUCUUGACACUGCACACACGGCAGUUCAAGUCAAUCAGGGAGGCCACCGACGUUGUAGAGCGUCUGAUCUGUGUCCCUGGGGUGCGCUAUGACCCCCAGGUUUUACUCACCUCGUACCUGAGAUGCUUUCCAAUGCCUCUCAGGAAUCAGUUGGCACGUGAGGCCAACAUCAAUGUUCACAACUUCCCCUCGUUCAGCAAGAAGGCCCUAGACCUUGAGGCAAAAGUAGGGCAUGGGCAGGCACCCACUACGGAUGGUAGGAAGAAAACACUGCCUCCCAACUGGAAGGCGAAGGGACGCAUUAUGUUUGUCGAUAACGAUGGUUCCACCAUCGAAUUAGACAACUUCCAGGAGGGAGUAGGUGCAGAGGCGGGCAGCGUUGAAGCUUCACGGGGUGGAGUUGUCACUGCCGUAACUCAAAAAGGGGUUGUAGAGAGGGAGGUCGUCCACGCGAUAGAAAUUAUCCCAGGGUCUAGCAUCCCGAAGGGUAGGAUCUAUCGGAUGUCUCCAGGCGAGCUCGAUGAGCUUCGCCGACAGCUCAAGGAACUCGUAGAGAACGGUUGGAUCCGGCCGAGUGUCUCUCCUUAUGGAUCUCCAGUACUAUUUGUACCUAAGAAAAAGGAGGGAACACUUCGGAUGUGCAUUGACCAUAGGGGCCUCAAUGCCAUCACUGUCAAGAACAGAGAGCCCCUACCGUGCAUCGAUGAUUUGCUUGAUAGAGUGCACGGGUGUCGGUACUUCAGUAAAAUAGAUCUGAAGUCUGGGUACCAUCAGAUUGCAAUCCGGCCCGAGGAUCAACACAAAACCGCAUUUCAGACCAGGUACGGUCUGUACGAGUUUGUGGUGAUGCCUUUUGGUCUUUGCAAUGCUCUUGGCACCUUUCAGCACGCUAUGAAUCGGAUUUUCCAUGACUACUUGGAUAAGUGUUUCAUCGUGUACCUCAAUGAUAUACUUAUUUUUAGUAAGACUGUCGAGGAGCACGUUGCACACUUGGACAAAGUCCUCAGUCUCCUGCGACACCACAAGUUCAAGAUCAACGGUGAGAAGUGCGAGUUUGGCCGCACCCGUGUCUUGUACUUGGGUCAUGAGAUUUCUGCGGAAGGGUUGAAGCCCGAUGACGCGAAGGUGGCCAGCAUUCGUGACUGGCCGCGUCCUCAGUCUGUGACUGAGAUGAGAUCUUUCUUAGGGAUGACCGGCUACUACCGCAAUUUCAUAGAGAACUAUAGCAUAGUCGCCGCCCCUUUGACUGAUUUGACAUGCCUUGACACCCCAUGGGAAUGGACUAAGAGAUGCGAGGCUGCUUUCAGACAUUUGAAGCAUGCGUUGACGCAUUACGAAGUCUUGAAACUUCCUGAUCCUGACAAGCCAUUUAUAAAGUUGGCUAAGUCCACAUAUGAGAAGGAACUCUAUGCGGUUUACAAGGCUCUGACCCAUUGGAGACACUAUCUCCUUGGCAGGUUCUUCAUCCUGAGGACUGGUCAUCAGACACUGAGAUGGAUGAGAACUCAACCGGUGCUCUCCGACACUCUGAAGCGUUGGAUCGAAGUCAUAGAGCAGUAUGACUUCGAGCCCCAAUACAUCAAGGGCGAGUACAACAAGGUUGCUGAUGCCUUGUCGCGUAGACCAGAUUUCUCUGGUGCGCUGAUCACUGAGUUUGUGCUUGCGGACAAUGUUACUCAGUCUAUGGUGGAAACCUAUCCUGAGGAUCCGUUCAUGUCCGAGAUCAUCCGCAGACUCAAAGCGAAGGACAAAGUGACUUCUGUAGAGUCCGAGUUGGUCAACGGCUUGCUGUUCCUCGGGAAGGCUGGGAAUAAACGUUUGUGUGUCCCAAAUAGCGAGUCUUUGCGUAGUUUGUUUUUAGGAGAGUGCCAUGAUGCCACCGGCCAUUUUGGGUACAAGAAGACCGCAGCCAAUCUGCUGCAGCGGUUCUGGUGGCCCACGAUGAUGUGAGACGCCCAGCUGUACGUAGAGACUUGUCAGGUAUGUCAAAGAGACAAGCCACGUACUCAGGCUCCUCUUGGGCUCCUGAAGCCCCUUCCGAUUCCGGAACGGCCUGGUGAGAGUCUGUCCAUGGACUUCAUGGAUACUCUGGUCACCAGCAAGAGUGGGAUACGACACAUAUUCGUCAUCGUGGAUAGAUUUAGUAAAUAUGCUAGGUUAGU
Molecule: messenger RNA, 2850 nt
Organism: Chara braunii
Lineage: Eukaryota; Viridiplantae; Streptophyta; Charophyceae; Charales; Characeae
Source: the annotation of a GenBank genome assembly